CAGGCCCGGAAGCGGACAGCGAGGACUGAAAGUUGUACUGCGGUGUGUGUGCUUCCUAGUUCUCUGGUGCUGCUAUAGGAGGGACGUGGGGUCCCUACAGACCUGCAAAUUCCGGCCCGUCUUUCUCAACCCAGAGCAAUUUGAAACGUCCCGGAUUUCCAAAGCCUCAUGUUACAUGAGGAAGCCACCAAGAAGAGCAAAGAAAAGUAUCCAGGGAUGGCUCUUCCUCAGGGACGCUUGACUUUCAGGGAUGUGGCUAUAGAAUUCUCUCUGGCGGAGUGGAAAUGCCUGGACCCUGCACAGAGGGCUUUAUACAGGGAAGUGAUGUUGGAGAACUACAGGAACCUGGAGUCUGUGGAUAGCUCUUUAAAAUCCAUGAUGGAGUUCUCAUCACAUGAGCACAGUAAUACAGGAGAAGGGUUCUACACAGGGACAUUGGAAAGACAUAAAAGUUAUCACAUUGGAGAUUUUUGCUUCCCAGAAAUCAAGAAAGAUAUUCAUCACUUUGAGUUUCAGUGGCAAGAAGUUGGAAGAAAUGGCCAUGAAGCACCUGUGACAGAAAAUAAAGAGUUGACAGGUAGUACAGACCGACAUACUCAAAGGCAUGCUGGAAACAAGCCUAUUAAAGAUCAGCUUGGAUCAAGCUUUCAUUCACAUCUGCCUGAACUGUGCAUAUUUCAGACACAAGGGAAAAUUAGUAACCAAGUGGACAAGUCUGUCAGUGGUGCUUCCUCAGCUUCAACAUCCCAGAGAAUUUCUGGUAGGCUCAAAACUCAUAUUUCUAAUAAGUAUGGGAAGAAUUUCCUCCAUUCCUCAUUAUCCACACAAAUACAGGAAACAUGCGUGAGAGAAAAACCUUGCCAAAAUAAUGGGUGUGGCAAAGCUUUUAAUUAUAGCUCACUCUUAAGCAGACAUCACAUAACCCAUUCAAGAGAGAAACAAUGUAAAUGUGACGUCUGUGGCAAGGUUUUUAAUCAGAAGCAAUACUUUGCAUGUCAUCAUAAAUGUCACACUGGUGAGAAAAUUUACAAGUGUAAUGAGUGUGAGAAGACCUUCACUCAGAUGUUAUCCCUUGUAUGCCAUCAUAGACUUCAUACUGGAGAGAAACCUUACAAGUAUAAUGAGUGUGGCAAGACGUUCAGUCAGAAGUCAUCCUUUAGAUGCCAUCGUAGACUUCAUACUGGAGAGAAACCUUACAAGUAUAAUGAGUGUGGCAAGACGUUCAGUCAGAAGUCAUCCUUUAGAUGCCAUCGUAGACUUCAUACUGGAGAGAAACCUUACAAGUGUAAUGAGUGUGGCAAGACCUUUGGUCGACAUUCAGCCCUUGUAAUUCAUAAGGCAACUCAUACCGGAGAGAAACCUUACAAGUGUAAUGAGUGUGGCAAGACCUUCUGUCAGAAGACAUCCCUUCAGUGCCAUCAUAGACUUCACACUGGAGAGAAAGCUUACAAAUGUGAAGAAUGUGGCAAGGUUUACAUUCGCAGAUCACACCUUGAAAGACAUAGGAGAAUUCAUACUGGAGAGAAACCAUACAAAUGUAAGAUUUGUGACAAGGUUUUCCGGAGUGAUUCAUACCUUGCAGUACAUCACAGAGUUCAUACUGGAGAGAAACCGUACAAGUGUAAUAAAUGUGGCAGGAGUUUCAGUCGGAAGUCAUCCCUUCAAUACCAUCAUACACUUCAUACUGGAGAGAAACCUUACACAUGUAAUGAAUGUGGCAAGGUUUUUAGUAGAAGAGAAAACCUUGCACGUCAUCAUAGACUUCAUACUGGAGAGAAACCUUACAAAUGUAAAGAAUGUGACAGAGUUUUUAAUCAAAAAGCACACCUUGCACAACAUCAGAGAGUUCAUACUGGAGAGAAACCUUACAAGUGUAAUGAAUGUGGCAAGGCUUUUAAUCAAAAAACAAGCCUUGCACAACAUCAGAGAGUUCAUACUGGAGAGAAACCUUACAAGUGUAAUGAAUGUGGCAAGGUUUUUAAUCAAAAAACAAACCUUGCAAAACAUCAGAUAGUUCAUACUGGCGAGAAACCUUACAAGUGUAAUGAAUGUGGCAAAGCCUUUACUAGGCAGUCAACACUUAUUCACCACCAAGCUAUCCAUGGUGUAGGGAAACUUUACAAAUAUAAUGAUUCUCACAAAGUCCUCAAUAAUGCUACAGUCAUUGCAAAUCAUUAG
Messenger RNA from Mandrillus leucophaeus (drill), 2178 nucleotides. RefSeq names its product zinc finger protein 816-like. Gene Ontology annotation, biological process: negative regulation of transcription by RNA polymerase II. Gene Ontology annotation, molecular function: DNA-binding transcription repressor activity, RNA polymerase II-specific. The transcript has 7 exons. The record is from RefSeq and is a predicted model, not a curated record. Bases 169 to 2178 code for a protein of 669 amino acids. NCBI's taxonomy places the organism in Eukaryota, Metazoa, Chordata, Mammalia, Primates, Cercopithecidae.